GCUUACCCUGUAGCAAUACCUAGGCACUAGAUGGCGUGCAAUAAUGGGUUCUGGAAGGCUGCUCAAGCCUGGCGAUCCGACGAAUCCUGCUGCAAGAUAGGCGGCGAAAGGACCAGGCGGCCCACUCCAACAAGUGAUCGAGUGAUCUUGUGCUGCUUGUAACGUUCUUCAAGUUGUUGAUUUUUAGUGUAGGAGUUGAGCGUCAGCGGGUGUGCAAAGAAGCAAUGUCGAACGAUCUCAUGAGAAAUACCGUGGUGUCACUUAGUACUGGUGUGAGAUAUCGGUCAAUGUAGAAAGAUCUUUAUAAGGUGCCGAAGCUGUUCUUCUGCUCACUUGCGGCUUCAAAACAAGUUCUAGUGUUGAGGACCUCGACUGCUAUUGUCCUAUUCCGCCGGCAAUCCUAUUGUGAAGCCAGUGGUACGCGUGUGGCAGAAAAGCUACCUGUGUUGGCAAACUGUAUUCACUUCACUCUCACCGGCACCUGAACACCACCAACUCGUUUCAUUUGCUCUCCAUAGCGGUGACAUUACUGUGACUUUAGUCUAACCCACUCCGCACCAUGGGCGAAAAGAACAUUGUUGUGGUCGGCGCCGGUGUCGCCGGACUGACCACGGCAUUACUCCUCUCGAAGAAUCCACGCUACAAAAUCACCAUCGCCGCAAAACACAUGCCCGGGGACUACGAUAUCGAAUAUGCGUCCCCUUGGGCCGGAGCAAAUUAUAUGCCAGUCUCAGUAAAAGGCAGUGAAGCAGCCGAAUGGGACAAGAACACUUGGGGACCACUUGCAGACCUGGCCCAAAACCACCCCGAGGCUGGUGUUCAUUUCCAAAAGACCUUGAUCUACAAUCGAAAAAAGGACGUCUCUUCGGCCACAGCAGCAUGGUUCAGCGAGCUGCUGAGCCCAACACCUUGGUUCAAGGACGUUUUUGACGAUUUUCACGAAGUACCCAAGUCGGAGCUGAAGCCAGGAAUGGACAAUGCCACAUGCUUCACCUCUGUCUGCAUCAACACCGCCAUAUAUCUGCCCUGGCUUGUUUCUCAAUGCCUGAAAAAUGGCGUUAUAUUGAAGAGGGCCGUUUUCCAACAUAUUGCAGAUGCAGCUGCCCCAGGGGUGCAUCACUCGAACAGGCCAGCCGAUCUGAUUGUCAACUGCACUGGUCUUUCAGCCUCCAAACUUGGUGGAGUCGAAGACAAAUCGGUCGUUCCUGCAAGAGGCCAGAUUGUCAUUGUCAGAAACACAGCACCUGCCAUGUAUUCCGUUUCCGGGACAGAUGAUGGUCCGGAUGAGGCGUCCUAUAUAAUGACCAGAGCAGCCGGGGGAGGCACAAUCCUAGGAGGCUGUUACCAGAAAGGCAACUGGGAGUCGCAAGCAGAUCCCAAUCUUGCGAUCAGAAUCAUGAAGCGCGCAGUUGAAAUGUGCCCAGAGUUGACCGGAGGCAAGGGGAUCGAGCAUCUGGACAUCAUCCGACAUGGUGUUGGUCUAAGGCCCGUCCGAGAAGGCGGCACCAGAAUUGAAAAAGAGAGAAUUAAUGGUGUGUGGACAGUGCACAACUACGGAGCCGGUGGAGCAGGUUACCAAUCGUCGUAUGGCUGUUCACAGGCAGCAGUGAAGUUGGUGGACGAGGCUCUCCAGGAAAAAGCAAAGCUAUGAAAGGCGAAUCUCGAGAUGCCCCUGCGAUUCGAAAGUUCAACAGAUCGGAUCACAUAACGAUGGCAUCUGGAAGUCAACGAUCAACGACCUUGGCCGAUCCAUACUAGUAAUACGGUUUGAACGGUGCCGCGUUGACAGCGGAUUGCUUCCUCGGAUCUUGCUGCUGCAACCAUCCCCAGCACAAGGAUGCCCGCGUCUGAACUCGGGGCUGCAAGCUCAUCUGGUCUCUCAUCGUAACUUUGGUCAUCACCCUGGGUCAGAGCCAUACAAAAUGUUAACUUCCGAACACUCACUUGCCAGUAGCGAGUUGAGACAAGGACAAUGCGAUUGCUCUAGAAAUGAGAAACUGGGAAGGCUUCUUGAUCGCAAUUCGCGGCGUGAGCAGAAACUUGAACCUAAAAAAGUCGCUAAGUAACCCGGGGCCGGAAAUGAUCAGCAAUGCCUUCCGGAGCAGGGCUGUUCUGAGACAUGUGCUGGAAGAGGAAGCGAUCGAUGCAGGAACCAUUCGGAGGCACUCGCGAUCCUUGCACUUGCUACCGCUUAGCCACCGUUCGUUACCCAGGGAUUGGAAGUAGCUUCGACGGGGCAUUGUACAUGGCUCGGGUACCUGAUUAGUACCCUCAGAGUCCGUCGAACCACGGGCGAUGGCCCUAUUAGUACGGGACUGUUAGCUUCGCUGAUCCGAGCAGCCAUGCAAGUGGCUGAAGUACCUAUCGAAUAAGUUCAUCUUCGCUGUGAAGGGCUCGUACACGUCAUCGUGGGAACAUGCCUCUAAACCUAUGGCUGCGAUGGCUGGCCUUCGACACCCUAUGGCCCGA
Exophiala dermatitidis NIH/UT8656 is the source of this 2469-nucleotide messenger RNA. RefSeq names its product D-amino-acid oxidase. The transcript has 7 exons. The record is from RefSeq and is a predicted model, not a curated record. Bases 560 to 1651 code for a protein of 363 amino acids. Gene Ontology annotation, molecular function: FAD binding; D-amino-acid oxidase activity. Lineage: Eukaryota; Fungi; Ascomycota; Eurotiomycetes; Chaetothyriales; Herpotrichiellaceae.